ACUGGAUGCCGAAAGCCAUAAGUCAAAGCGUUGUCAUCGCAGCUUCGCCUGAACUCUGCCAGUCGUACACGGUUGUUCCGAGCGGUUGGAUCUCCGGUCUUAAAACACAAACGCACUUCCAAGAAAAUCUCGAUAAAAAUUCGCACUUAGGGCUUCCACUUAAUUGUACUAGUACGCUGGAAAUUAAAGUGUUGUUCUGCUGAAUCAUUUCGCUUUGGGGCGGAAGUUUCCCCCAUUUUCCGCGUUCGCGUGCGGCCAUUAAUUUGAAUGGGCACCUGAUUUUUAUCGCAAUCGAAAGCCGCCCACCAUUUUCCGGCCAAGUUCGCUUACGUUAACCGAGAACGAAAUAAAUAUGUGCCACCAUUAACCACCAUUGUCAUUUGGCCGGCGAUGCCUCAAUGGAGAAGACCGAAUGUGAAAAAAGCUACUCCUUUGGCGCGUGUGAAGUUGUGACUCGACCCAAUUAAGCAAAAACGCAAAUAUAAUUAACAAAAAUAUUUUAAUUAUACCAGCUGAUGGCGGAAAAAAGCUUUCACUGCAACACUACAGCCAAACCCGUUUUCGUACUUAAAAACCUGCAUACAUAUGUACGAAUACAGUUGUUGCUCUUACUAUAAGGGACAUAAUAAGAUAUAGUAAGAGCCAGCAGCCAAGCGGCCGCGUCGCAUCGUAUUCGGCAACUUGUUUAUUUCAAAAUUAUAUAUAACAAACACCUAAAAAAAAGCCCCAAAACGGGUAUCUUAUAAAUAGUGCGCUUUGUCUCGGCGCACAACAACAACAUCGACACCCCAACAACUCUGGCUCUCACUUGACGUAGGUCAGGCCAAAGCUCCGCACGAUCCAAAAAAAAAAAAACGAAAAAAAAACAACAAAAAUAUUCCAUACCUGUUGCCGGCGUUUUGAUCGAGAAAAGAGAGGUAGACCGAUAAAUGGGUCUCGGCUCAUCUCCGUAGACUCCAUCCAUCGAUCGUCUCCGAGAAAAUGAUACACUGGUCACUAAUAGUUAGCGCCCUGGGCGUCUGCGUGGCCGCUUUGGGCGGCUACUGCGGUUGGAUUCUCUUUCCCAACAUGGUGCACAAAAAGGUCGAGCAGAGCGUUAUAAUAGCAGAUGGUUCGGAACAAUAUAAGCGUUUUGUUAACCUGCCGCAGCCAUUGAACUUCAAAGUGUACAUAUUUAACGUGACCAAUCCGGAUAGGAUACAACAAGGUGCCAUACCGAUAGUAGAGGAAAUAGGACCCUAUGUGUACAAGCAGUUCCGUCAGAAGAAAGUUAAGCACUUUUCAAGGGAUGGCUCAAAAAUUUCAUACGUGCAAAAUGUUCACUUUGAUUUCGAUGCCGAUGCCUCGGCUCCAUACACCCAAGAUGACCGCAUUGUGGCGCUAAAUAUGCACAUGAACGCAUUUUUACAAGUAUUCGAAAGAGAAAUCACAGAUAUCUUUCAGGGUUUUGCCAAUAGGCUGAACUCCCGAUUGAAUCAAACUCCGGGAGUACGAGUCCUGAAACGAUUGAUGGAACGUAUUCGAGGGAAACGUAAAUCUGUUCUGCAAAUCUCUGAAAAUGACCCUGGCUUGGCUUUACUACUGGUGCAUUUAAAUGCCAAUCUUAAGGCGGUAUUUAACGACCCAAGAUCGAUGUUUGUUAGCACCUCAGUGAGGGAAUAUCUGUUCGAUGGAGUGCGUUUCUGCAUCAAUCCGCAGGGGAUUGCUAAAGCUAUUUGUAACCAGAUCAAGGAAAGUGGGUCGAAGACCAUCAGAGAGCAAAGCGAUGGCAGCUUGGCCUUCUCAUUCUUUGGACAUAAAAAUGGAUCUGGACAUGAAGUCUAUGAAGUGCACACUGGAAAAGGGGAUCCAAUGAGGGUUUUGGAGAUCCAGAAACUGGAUGAUAACCACAAUCUGCAGGUUUGGCUAAAUGCCAGCACAGAGGGUGAGACCUCCGUUUGCAACCAGAUCAAUGGAACCGAUGCCUCCGCCUAUCCACCAUUUCGACAGCGAGGAGAUUCCAUGUACAUCUUCAGUGCGGAUAUCUGUAGAUCGGUGGAACUAUUCUACCAGACGGAUAUUCAGUACCAGGGAAUACCUGGAUAUCGUUACUCCAUCGGCGAGAACUUUAUCAACGACAUUGGACCGGAACAUGACAACGAAUGUUUUUGCGUUGACAAAUUGGCGAAUGUGAUUAAACGGAAAAAUGGAUGCCUCUAUGCAGGUGCCUUGGAUUUGACCACCUGUUUAGAUGCCCCUGUGAUUUUAACAUUGCCUCAUAUGUUGGGCGCCUCGAACGAGUACCGAAAGAUGAUUCGAGGCCUUAAGCCAGAUGCAAAAAAGCAUCAGACUUUUGUGGAUGUGCAGUCGCUGACGGGCACACCUUUACGAGGCGGUAAAAGGGUUCAGUUUAAUAUGUUCUUAAAGAGCAUCAAUCGUAUAGGCAUCACCGAAAAUUUACCCACAGUUUUGAUGCCCUCUAUUUGGGUUGAAGAGGGCAUUCAACUCAACGGUGAAAUGGUGGCCUUUUUCAAAAAGAAAUUGAUUAACACACUAAAAACGCUCAAUAUUGUCCACUGGGCGACCUUGUGCGGUGGCAUUGGUGUGGCGGUUAUAUGCCUGAUAUACUAUAUCUAUCAAAAGGGGCGUGUCGAGGAACCACCCGUGAAGUAAGAUAUUAAUCAUAGAUCUGUAUUUGUUAUUGAGUGUUAUGUAAAAGUGUAUUUGUUAUAUUAUUAUGAUAAUUGUGGAUGUAACACACGCAGUUUUUGUCUACGAAUUUGUAUAUAAUUUAUUUUUUAAAUGUGAUUCUAUUGUAUUGUGAUUUAGCGUUUACUAAAAAAAAAACAAGAAAAAGCUACUACGAAUUAA
This is a messenger RNA of Drosophila ficusphila, 2850 nucleotides long. It is a transcript of the gene Snmp2, whose product is annotated as sensory neuron membrane protein 2. The coding region runs from base 982 to 2652 and encodes 556 amino acids. The transcript is spliced from 9 exons. Gene Ontology annotation, molecular function: scavenger receptor activity. Lineage: Eukaryota; Metazoa; Arthropoda; Insecta; Diptera; Drosophilidae. Gene Ontology annotation, cellular component: membrane; cytoplasm. The record is from RefSeq and is a predicted model, not a curated record.